GCGGCCAUGGCGGCGGCCGAGGACUGCGUGGGGCAGGUCGUGCUGCCCGGCGACGUGCUGCUUCUCCCUUCGCACCCCGACGAGGAUGGGGAGCGGCUGCGGCUUGGCGCCGGCGUGCUCCCCCGGGGCCGGCUGCUGUGCGGGCCGGGGCUGCGGCGGUGUGCGGCCGGGCUCCUGGUGACCAAGUGCGGCCUGCUGCGGCACCGGCCGGCUGGCGGCGGUGCGGCGGGGGCGGGCGGCGCGUACUGGGUAGACUCGCAACAGAAGCGGUAUGUUCCUGUCAAGGGCGACCACGUAAUAGGAAUAGUGACGGCCAAAGCGGGGGACGUGUUUAAGCUGGACGUCGGUGGGAGCGAGCAGGCAUCUCUGUCCUACUUGGCCUUUGAAGGUGCUACGAAGAGGAACAGGCCAAAUGUGCAGGUGGGAGAUCUUAUUUAUGGGCAAUUCCUUGUAGCAAACAAAGACAUGGAACCAGAGAUGGUCUGUAUAGACAGCAGUGGGAGAUCAAGUGGAAUGGGAAUAAUUGGACAAGAUGGCUUCAUGAUUAAAGUUUCCUUAGGUCUAAUAAGAAAACUCUUGGCUCCCAAAUGUGAAAUAAUUCAGGAAUUGUCACAGUUGUACCCGUUUGAGCUGGUACUGGGAAUGAAUGGAAGAAUAUGGGUAAAAGCAAAAACAGUUCAACAGACUUUAAUUAUAGUAAAUAUUUUGGAAGCCUGUGAGUAUAUGACUGCAGAACAGAGACAACAAGCUCUUGCCAAACUGUCAGGGAAUUGAUUGAAAGAAGACCUGGAGGAUUUUUUUUGAGGUGACUGGAGUUUUUGGUUAUUUUUUUGUAUUCAUAUUUAUAUUAAAAAUCAUUUUUUUAAAUGAA
This is a messenger RNA of Colius striatus (speckled mousebird), 871 nucleotides long. RefSeq names its product exosome component 3 (gene EXOSC3). Gene Ontology annotation, molecular function: RNA binding. The record is from RefSeq and is a predicted model, not a curated record. The coding region runs from base 7 to 774 and encodes 255 amino acids. Lineage: Eukaryota; Metazoa; Chordata; Aves; Coliiformes; Coliidae. Gene Ontology annotation, biological process: U4 snRNA 3'-end processing; nuclear polyadenylation-dependent rRNA catabolic process; CUT catabolic process. Gene Ontology annotation, cellular component: cytoplasmic exosome (RNase complex); nuclear exosome (RNase complex). The transcript is spliced from 4 exons.